This is a messenger RNA of Fundulus heteroclitus (mummichog), 1361 nucleotides long. RefSeq names its product ras-related protein Rab-11B. The coding region runs from base 105 to 761 and encodes 218 amino acids. Gene Ontology annotation, biological process: regulated exocytosis; constitutive secretory pathway. Gene Ontology annotation, molecular function: GTP binding; GTPase activity. Lineage: Eukaryota; Metazoa; Chordata; Actinopteri; Cyprinodontiformes; Fundulidae. Gene Ontology annotation, cellular component: recycling endosome. The transcript is spliced from 5 exons. The record is from RefSeq and is a predicted model, not a curated record.
CGCCUCCUCCUCCUCCUGUCAUCUCGGCGCACCACCACCCUGGUCAGUGCGGGGAACUAUUUUCUCUCGUAGCCGCGCUCUGCCGGAGCUGACUGAACCGCGCCAUGGGGAACAGAGACGACGAGUAUGAUUUCUUGUUCAAGGUCGUCCUUAUCGGAGACUCGGGGGUGGGGAAGAGUAACCUGCUGUCCCGAUUCACCCGGAACGAGUUCAACCUGGAGAGCAAGAGCACCAUAGGGGUGGAGUUCGCCACCCGCAGCAUCCAGGUGGACGGAAAGACGAUAAAGGCGCAGAUCUGGGACACGGCGGGACAGGAGCGCUACAGAGCCAUCACCUCAGCGUAUUACCGGGGAGCGGUGGGAGCGCUCCUGGUCUACGACAUCGCCAAGCACCUGACGUACGAGAACGUGGAGCGCUGGCUGAAGGAGCUGAGGGACCACGCCGACAACAACAUCGUCAUCAUGCUGGUGGGCAACAAGAGCGACCUGCGCCACCUCAGGGCCGUGCCCACCGACGAGGCCCGAGCCUUCGCCGAAAAGAACACCCUGUCGUUCAUCGAGACGUCAGCGCUGGACUCCACGAACGUAGAGGAGGCGUUCAAGAACAUCCUAACAGAAAUCUACCGCAUCGUGUCACAGAAGCAGAUAGCCGACAGAUCCGCGCACGACGAGUCUCCGGGUAACAACGUAGUCGACAUAAGCGUCCCGCCGACGACCGACGGCCAGAGGGGCAACAAACUGCAGUGCUGCCAGAGCCUGUGACGGCCAGCCUGACGACAUCCGCCCUCUUCUUCGCUACGUCCACGCCCUCAUCACGCCACCGGUGCACUUUUAUUUCCCCCGUAGCUCCCUUCAAAGCCAGCUCCCUCUCUUUACUUUAUCUCGCUCCAUUUAUUGUUUCGUCACUUCCCUCUGACUUGCGUUUCGUUUUUUUUUUUAUUUUCGUGGGAAUACUUUUAAAGUCACUUGUGCUCUUCUCUCCCACCAUGAGGGAUACAUUUCAGAAGCCUUUAACGUCGACUGAUCGGUCGAGUCGAUGGUGGAGUCCGAGUGAAGGUCCUGCCUCGGUGAAGCAUGUGAAGUGGUCUGAGCCCCACUGUAAAGCUGCAGCCAGCUUAGGGAAUGCAUUUCAGUGGCUGCCACUAGAUGGUGCUGUGUAAACGAACUAAAUAGAGUUACUCCAGCCUAAUGAAGCAGUAUUAAAUGUUUGACAGUGUGCUUCUUACUCCCAUCUGUCAUCAUGCCAAAAAAAAAAACUAUUCUCACUAAGUAUUUAUUGAAGACGAGUUGGCUUCGUUUGUCAUUGUCUUACUUUCAGUUGAUGAACUGUGUAAAUUUACAAUAAAAGUCUUGACUGAAGCA